This is a messenger RNA of Ziziphus jujuba (common jujube), 2110 nucleotides long. RefSeq names its product casein kinase 1-like protein 3. The transcript is spliced from 15 exons. Gene Ontology annotation, cellular component: cytoplasm; nucleus. The coding region runs from base 243 to 1547 and encodes 434 amino acids. Gene Ontology annotation, biological process: signal transduction; peptidyl-serine phosphorylation; endocytosis. NCBI's taxonomy places the organism in Eukaryota, Viridiplantae, Streptophyta, Magnoliopsida, Rosales, Rhamnaceae. The record is from RefSeq and is a predicted model, not a curated record. Gene Ontology annotation, molecular function: protein serine/threonine kinase activity; ATP binding.
CAAACGCAGAACGGAGGUCACCCCAUUCUCUCUUUUUCAAUCUGUGUGUGGCUUCAGUUUCUCAGUUCUCCCCCUGUAUAAAUUAAAUUAAAAAAAAAAAAAAAAAACCCUCAAAAAUACAUAGUUAUUAUCAAUUAGCGUGGGUUUGUUUUUUUGUCCGGUUCGGAUCCGAAAUCCGAAAACUUUCUCUACCUAGCUCCACUUCCCCAUGCUCUGAAAGACCUGAUCCGGCAGUCGCGGGCAUGGAGCGGAUCGUCGGCGGCAAGUACAAACUCGGCCGUAAGAUCGGUAGCGGAUCGUUUGGUGAAAUCUAUCUCGCUACGCAUAUCGAUACGUUUGAGAUCGUCGCUGUUAAGAUUGAAAAUAGUAAAACAAAGCACCCCCAAUUGCUUUAUGAGGCCAAGUUAUACAAUAUCCUUCAAGGAGGAAGUGGAAUUCCAGGCAUAAAAUGGUCUGGCAUAGAUGGGGAGGACAAUGUGCUGGUUCUUGAUUUGCUAGGACCGAGUCUAGAGGAUUUGUUUGUGUAUUGUGGGAGAAAGUUUUCCCUGAAGACAGUCUUAAUGUUGGCUGAUCAAAUGAUUACUAGAAUUGAAUACGCUCACUCCAAAGGUUUCCUGCAUAGAGAUAUUAAACCAGACAACUUUCUCAUGGGUCUUGGUCGAAAAGCAAACCAGGUUUACAUAAUUGACUUUGGGCUUGCAAAAAGAUACCGAGACUCAACAACCAAUCGCCACAUUCCUUAUAGGGAGAACAAAAACUUAACAGGGACUGCACGAUAUGCAAGCUGCAAUACUCAUCUUGGAAUUGAGCAAAGUCGGAGGGAUGAUUUGGAAUCACUUGGAUAUGUUCUUCUAUAUUUCUUGAGAGGAAGCCUUCCGUGGCAGGGAUUAAAGGCUGCCACAAAGAAACAAAAAUAUGACAAGAUAUGUGAGAAGAAGCUAUCAACUCCCAUUGAGGUUUUAUGUAAAUCUCAUCCGGUGGAGUUUGCAUCGUAUUUCCAUUACUGCCACUCGUUGACAUUUGAUCAGCGACCAGAUUAUGGUUUCUUGAAACGUCUAUUCCGUGAUUUGUUUGCUCGUGAAGGAUAUGAAUUUGAUUACAUAUUUGACUGGACUAUCAUAAAGUACCAGCAGGCACAAAAGAAUAGAACACAAUCCCGAUUAUCUCCAGUUCCUGGAGGGAGCAACAGUCAUGCAAUGCCAAUGGAUGUGGACAAUCGACAAGUGGCUGGAGGUGUCAAUGCUUCUUAUUCAGCUGAUGUCACAGAGCGCAUUAGAUCAAGCAAUGCUACUGGUCCUGGAAUUCGCAUGCAAUUUAAAGCUCCAGCAACCAAGAAUUUAAAUUAUGACAAUCCUCUUGAGAAGAAUAUUGUGAGUGAAGCAUUUAUGCCAUCUACUUCUCAUUCACUUGCUGGUACCUCAAGAAAGAACACCCAGAAACCUCUUUUAUCCUCUGAAGCAGCAAAUACUGGUCAUGGAAAUGCCAACAAAGUAGGUCCAUCAAGUAGCUGGAUUUCAUCGCUUCAGCGCAUCUCUUCUGCCAAGUGAUUGAUGUGCUGCAGAUCAGGUUAACAAAAUUCUAGCAGUAUAUCUACAAAGCUGCAGCUGCAGAUGUGAGGUGACUUUGGUCUUUUCUGCAUUGUAUCUAUCUAGAAGAUUUCAGGGAUGCAUCCAUGGAGACUGGAAACGUGCUGUUAAUUUGAUGAAUUACAAUAGUUCCCCAGUUAGUGCCAGCCCGCAUUAUUUUUCCUUAAGGUGACUACAAAUGCAUUGGUUGUUAUAAAAUACAGACUACCGAAAGCUUGGCUUCUGUGCUGUACAUAGAGCUAUAAGUGGCGCACAGCAAUGUUGUAUUCAUGUUUCUUGUGUAAUGUGAAUGAUGUGUGAAAGUAUUUUUUCCCUCAUUUUUCGCAAUAGAUGAUAAAUUCUGUCUGUCAUAAGAUGGUUGUUGAAGCAUUUGCUUAUUUUGCUUGAUCCCUGCUUUUGAGUUGCUGGUGUAAUCUCAAGGAUUUAAUAUCUUCCAACUGGAGCCUCUGGUGUUACUGGAGCACUCUUAAGCAUUGUUACCAAAUUCUUAUUAAUAUGGAAAAGAGUUUGCAGUGUUCUACCUA